GUCACACUGGGCGUCUGCUGACUGCGAGCGCGUGUGCACUUGUGUGUGUGGUUGUGAGCUGGAAUGUAUGACAGCGACCUUAUGGCUGCCACACGCCGCUGCCUCUCCCUGCUGCUCCUGUCCACCUGUGUGGCUCUGUUGCUGCAGCCACCGCUGGGCGCCCAGGGAGCCCCGAUGGAGCCAGUGUACCCAGGGGAUGAUGCCACGCCAGAGCAGAUGGCCCAGUAUGUGGCUGAUCUCCGCAGAUACAUCAACAUGCUGACCAGGCCUAGGUACGGGAAAAGAGACAAAGAAGAUGCACCGGACUCCUUGCAGUGGGACUCCCCCCACGCAGCUGCCCCCAGGGAACUCAGCCCGAUGGACCUGUAAUGCCACCUCCUGCCUCGUAGGACUCCGUGAGCAGUGCCAGCCCAGCUCGUCCCUCCACACCCUUGGCUCUGGCCAGAGCUUGCUCCCUGCUCCCACACAGGCUAAAUAAAGCAAGUCAAAGUCACA
Messenger RNA from Propithecus coquereli (Coquerel's sifaka), 495 nucleotides. It is a transcript of the gene PPY, whose product is annotated as pancreatic polypeptide. NCBI's taxonomy places the organism in Eukaryota, Metazoa, Chordata, Mammalia, Primates, Indriidae. The transcript is spliced from 4 exons. Gene Ontology annotation, cellular component: extracellular region. Gene Ontology annotation, biological process: feeding behavior; neuropeptide signaling pathway. The record is from RefSeq and is a predicted model, not a curated record. Gene Ontology annotation, molecular function: neuropeptide Y receptor binding; neuropeptide hormone activity. Bases 64 to 369 code for a protein of 101 amino acids.